AUGGCCGACGUUGCUCCUCCACCUCCACCUCCACCAGGUCCUCCAGGUCCUCCAGGACCUCCUCCUCCUCCUGGUCCCGGUGAUGUUCCUGCCGGUUUUCAACGGAAUCUCAGCGCAAGCGACAAGUUCAAAAGAAGUAUAAUAUCAAGGCUGCUAACUGGAGAGACACCUUUGGAACAAGCGGUAACCGUCACAGUUGUCUCAUCAGCUUCACCGCACUCUCCUUCAGCAUCGCAUCGUUGCUCUCGGCGUUCAUCCACAUCCCUUUUCGGCUAUCUACAGGGCGGCGUUGGCGCUCAUGGAGCGACGUUACGGGGACGUCUACGAAAGCCUGCGUGGAUACGAACGGUUCAAGGGAGACGACUUCGUGCUGGCACAAGUUCUGACGCAGACUGCGACCAACUGCAUCGAGGUGGACAACGUGAAUGAAAAGUGGAAAGAGAAGUUGUUCUAUUCGAAUUUCAGCAAGUGAGGAGCAUCCUUCUGCCGAUGAAUCCGUUGCUCAUGCCUCCGUUGCCCAUGCCUCCGUUGCCAGUGCCUCCGUUGCCCAUGCCUCCGUUGCCCGUGUUCCCGGAGAGCACUGCCCAGGAACCGCCGCGCGAAGUCGUAUGGGUUCCCCCUUUCGGGGUCCCGCCACCGAAUCCUGCUCCUUUUCCUCGCUACCCCAGACCCUCGCUCGCAGGAUCUUCCUCUUCCGAUCCGAAACCGGGCGGACCAGUAGUCGCUCGAAAAAGUCAACAUCACCGUAAAUGGGAGGUAAGACACCAACACUUUCGACUCCAUCUUCAAUCUCUUUUUCAGAGCCCGAUUUAUAUUCCUUUGAAACACUUCUUCAAACAGCGUUGGGGAAAUAUCACAAACGCAGAAUGCCGCGAGCUCGCCGCUCAGUUUGGUAUUGAUUGGAUGGAGCUGAGAACGUACUUUCGAAGAAAAUGGUUUGCAUUUCUCAAUCUAAGCCAGCCUUAAAAAACCUGUUUUUCAGCUCUUCCCUGAGGAGACAAAUCAAGAAAAAAGAAGAGAAAAAAUGA
Molecule: messenger RNA, 1028 nt
Organism: Caenorhabditis sp. 36 PRJEB53466
Lineage: Eukaryota; Metazoa; Nematoda; Chromadorea; Rhabditida; Rhabditidae
Source: the annotation of a GenBank genome assembly